Molecule: messenger RNA, 489 nt
Organism: Laccaria bicolor S238N-H82
Lineage: Eukaryota; Fungi; Basidiomycota; Agaricomycetes; Agaricales; Hydnangiaceae
Product: glycoside hydrolase family 16 protein
Exons: 8
Coding region: 1-489 (162 amino acids)
Source: RefSeq, a predicted model, not a curated record
AUGGAAGGUGUCAACGAUCAAGGAACAAAUCAAGCAACAUUACAUACAAGUCCUGACUGCCUGAUGCCAACUAGUCGUACGAUGGCAGGAACUCCUACCUACGACACAUGCGACGUGACGCUCAAUUUCAAUGCGGGAUGCGGCGUCAAGUUUCCAACGGCAUCCAGUUUUGGGCCAGCAUUCAAUACGAAUGGAGGUGGAUGGUUCGCCUCUUAUUGCGCUUACAUAUCUCACGCACGUUCAUUCGUCAAUCCCGACGCAUGGGGAACGCCUGCGGCGUACUUCCCCAACACCUUUUGCGACUUCUCGACCCAUUUUGAUCCGCAGAAUAUUAUUAUCAAUCUCACUCUAUGCGGGGACUGGGCUGGUUCUACCUAUAGUCAGGGCACUGGAUGCCCCUUGACCUGUGUUGACCACGUCAAUUACAAUGCGUCCGCUUUUACCGACGCGUACUUUGACUUCGCCUCGAUUCGAAAGGCAACCUUUUAG